This is a messenger RNA of Penicillium bovifimosum, 219 nucleotides long. RefSeq lists its product as uncharacterized. The transcript has a single exon. NCBI's taxonomy places the organism in Eukaryota, Fungi, Ascomycota, Eurotiomycetes, Eurotiales, Aspergillaceae. The record is from RefSeq and is a predicted model, not a curated record. The coding region runs from base 1 to 219 and encodes 72 amino acids.
AUGAUCCACCGAAAGGAUAUGUCGUCGCCGAUGCAUAAAACAUCAUCGUGGAUGGAUAAUGCUGACUUGCCAUCGUCGCCAGAGAAGAGUCAGUCGCUCCAAGUCUUGCCAUCAACCCCCCAUCCCCCAUCCCAAAACCUGCCAGUCGCGGUCGAUAUCGACGACUCGCUGUCCGAUCGCGUCGACAAAGCUCGCGUAGAGAUUAUUGCUCACACAUGA